Rhincodon typus (whale shark) is the source of this 892-nucleotide messenger RNA. RefSeq names its product protein S100-A11-like. The record is from RefSeq and is a predicted model, not a curated record. The transcript is spliced from 4 exons. Gene Ontology annotation, molecular function: calcium ion binding; transition metal ion binding. NCBI's taxonomy places the organism in Eukaryota, Metazoa, Chordata, Chondrichthyes, Orectolobiformes, Rhincodontidae. The coding region runs from base 437 to 760 and encodes 107 amino acids.
UGAACACGGACUGCUUCAGUAUCUGAGGAGUCACAAAUGGUGCUGAACAUUGUGCAAUCAUCGGCGAACAUCCCCACUUCUGACCCUAUGAUGGAGGGAAGGUCAUUGAUGAAGCAGCUGAAGAUGGUUGGGCUGAGGACACUACCCUGAGGAAAUCCUGCAGAGAUGUCCUGCAGCUGAGAUGACUGACCUCCAACAACCACGACCAUCUUCCUAUGUGUCAGCCACGAGUCAGAGUUUGCGGGGGCAGGAUUGAAGCAGCAGGAGAACCAGUCAGCAGAGUCCUCCCUGAGUGACACAGCGGGCUGGGCUGGGCUGCCUAUAAACUCAGCAACAGCAACAACUGCUGCACAUCUGGGCAAGAAACUGGAAAGCAAGCUAUUCCGAGCUGGGCUCCGUGCAGACAUAACUCCAGCCUCCAGCAGCAUCUUUGACCAUGACGACUCCAACUAAAACCGAGGUGGCCAUGCAGAACCUAAUGGAUGUUUUCCAUCAAUACGCCAAAAAGGAUAAACACACCCUGAACAAAUGCCAGAUGAAACAGUUCAUGGAAGCAGAGCUCGGUCAGCUGUGUAAGAAUAAGAAGAAUGUUGAAUCUUUUGACAAGAUGAUGAAAGAUCUGGAUUUUGAUGGUGACGGGGAAGUGAAUUUUGAAGAGUUUGUGUCAUUUAUUGCUGGCGUAAUGUUUUCCUGUAAUGAAAUUUAUGUCAAAAGGAAGGAGCAACAAGCAAAAGAAGAAGCCUGUCAGCUCAAGAAAUGAACAGUGACUGGCUACUAAAUCAUACGACAAUAUGUAAGAAUGAUCAGCUUACAAAUCAGACAGCAUCCUUGCUCACUUCCCAUCAUUUUUUUUAAAUACAAAAUCAUGAAAUAAAAAUGGUUCAACCAUCCA